This is a messenger RNA of Trachemys scripta elegans, 1133 nucleotides long. Its product is annotated as epidermal differentiation-specific protein-like. Lineage: Eukaryota; Metazoa; Chordata; Testudines; Emydidae. The record is from RefSeq and is a predicted model, not a curated record. Bases 1 to 1122 code for a protein of 373 amino acids. Gene Ontology annotation, molecular function: structural constituent of eye lens. The transcript has a single exon. Gene Ontology annotation, biological process: lens development in camera-type eye; visual perception.
AUGGCCCUGCCCAGCAUUCAGCUCUCCGAUGUGCAGCGGAAUGAGCCCAGCCCGGCCGAGCGGCAGCACCCUGCACAGCCCGGCGUCAACAAGAUCGUCGUCUACGAGCACGUCGACUUCGAGGGGCUGAGCCGAGAGUUCACGUCCGACGUGCCGGACCUGCACGAGCUGGACUUCGGGGACUGCAUCUGCUCGCUGCGGGUGGUGGGGCAGCCGUGGAUCGCCUACACGGCCCCCAAGUACGAGGGCGACGCCUACGCCCUGGAGGAAGGUGAGUACCGGUCGGUGGAGAAGAACAAGGCGUUCUCGGCGCUGCGGCUGGUGCACCAUGACCUGGCCGACCCGCAGAUCACCCUGUACGAAGAGCCCGACUACGCGGGCCAGAGCAAGGUGGUGACAGAAGAGACCAACCUCACCUACGGCUACUUCAACGACCGGGUCUCCUCCCACGUGGUGCAGCGCGGCGUCUGGCUGCUCUACAAGCACCCGGACCGCGGGGGCUGGUACCACAUCGCCUGGCCUGGCGAGCGCCUGCCCGACUACAAGCCAGAGCUGGGCUUCCACAACUGCCUGUCCCACCUGCGCCCGCUGGCGCCCGGCCGCCCCGCCGUCACCGCCCGCAUCCUGUGGGACCAGCAGAAGGUGGAGGACGAGCGGGACGUGCUGAUUGACGAGAUCGUGGGGGUGAACGCCACGGACCUGGAGCAGACGUUCACCACCUGCAGCAGCCGGGAAUACGUCACCACCACGCUGCAGAGCUUCCGGUUCAGCAACGCCACCAGCCUGCGGGCCGGGCUCUCCUUCACGCUGGCCGUGGAAGCCGCCAACGUCUUCACCGUGGAGAAGGGGCGCAGCGAGUCCACCACCCGGCGGGAUCGGGUGGAGGUGCUCCUGCCAGCCAAGAUCCCGCCCCGCACCCAGCUCACCAUCCACGUGGUGAGCAAGGAGGCCACCAUCUCGGUGCCGGUGGAGCUCACCAUCAGCCAGAACGAGCGGACCAAGACGGAGCUGGGGGAGUACCGGUGUGUGUCAGGGCGCACCAUCAGCACCAAGUACACCAUGAAACCCGCCCUGCCGCCAGGGGGGGAGCAGGCCCCCGCCCCCAGCGCCCUGGGUCAUUGAGGAGCGUCCAG